This is a messenger RNA of Lathyrus oleraceus (garden pea), 630 nucleotides long. RefSeq lists its product as uncharacterized. The transcript has 6 exons. Gene Ontology annotation, molecular function: nucleic acid binding; RNA-DNA hybrid ribonuclease activity. The record is from RefSeq and is a predicted model, not a curated record. Lineage: Eukaryota; Viridiplantae; Streptophyta; Magnoliopsida; Fabales; Fabaceae. The coding region runs from base 1 to 630 and encodes 209 amino acids.
AUGUGCCCCAAACACCAAAAGACCGAUUCAGCUGACUCUUCUUCCACUGUUGAAUCUGAGCUUCGUCCAAUGCAGUUAUCUUUGGUCCUUCAAUUCGGUGGUGCAACAAGACCAAUACGAGAUUCCGGUGCAUCAACAUCCAAAGGAGAUGCUGGUGCAUCAACAUCAAUAGGAGAUUCUGGUUCAUCAACAUCAAGUGAAAAUGGAUCUUAUGGACCAGCUGGUGCAGCAGCUAUGUUGUUUAUAAUAGAUCGUGCGGACAAUGAUCACCUUGUGACUAAGGUGUUUGUCGCCCGCGAAGGUCUGGGAAACCAAACAAUUAGUGCUGCUGAGUAUCGCGGAUUAAUUUUAGGACUGAAAGAAACAAUAAGGAGAGGAUAUACAAAGAUCACUGUCCAAGGAAGCUCCAAACAUGUUGUCAAUCAGUUUUUAGGUAAUUGGGAAAUAAACGACCCGGAACUAAGGAGCUUAUGUGAUGAGGCUUUAGAGCUGCGUAAUAGCUUUCGAUCAGUUUCCAUCAAUCACAUUGACCAGGACUUAAUCGAUGCAGUUGCUUAUGAUGCAUUCCGGGCCAUUUCUCUCCCAGUUUCGGUUCAGUUCAGUUACAAUUUCGAUUUGGUUCGGUUUUAG